This is a messenger RNA of Phalacrocorax carbo (great cormorant), 2770 nucleotides long. NCBI's taxonomy places the organism in Eukaryota, Metazoa, Chordata, Aves, Suliformes, Phalacrocoracidae. The record is from RefSeq and is a predicted model, not a curated record.
CGGUCGGGAUUGGUCGCCGCCUAUGAGCCCGGGCCAAGUACUGGCCCUCGGCGCCGGCUGUGGAGUGGCGGGAUUGGCUGUAGUGGCGGCCGCGAGCCCGCAGGCGGCGGCUGCGAGAGGCGGGAGAGCCGGGCUCGGGAGGGCAAUGGGUCAAGGAGCUGGCAAACUGGCCUGGCUCAAACUAACAAGAGGAUAUCAAACAGGUAGAAGAUCUGAAAGAAGACAUGGCUAUGUUAGUUUUAGACAACCUUUGAAUGGCCCAGGCAGAAGAGAACAUCAACACAAUGAAGACUAUGAACAAUUAGCUUCGGAGGACGUUCAGAGACCAAGUUCUUCAUCUUUCUUUGACAGUCCCAGUCCUUUGGGUCAAGUUUCUUCUGGUUUACUGGAUGAGCCUUUGUUAGAAAAUAUUGGAACUGAAGAACCCAUUUGCCAAAGUGUGUCAAGCCAAACUUUUGAAGUGAACACAUCACCAUUUUCUCUGUUCUCUCCUGAUCUGGAAGGCAAUGAAUUCUCAGGGGACUUUAUGAAUCAUUAUGAAAAUUCUGAGGACCUUGUAGAGCAUGCAUCUGGAGGACAUAAUGAUUUCAAUGGUCAGAAUGGAUUUGCUUUCGUAAACACUGACUCUUACGAACCAUAUAUUAGUGAUGAAGAGGAAAGUGAUACUCAAGAAGAACUUUAUGUGAUGACAGAUGAAGCAGCUGUAUUUCGGGAAACAUUAAGUGAGAUGUUCUCUGAGGUAGAAAAUGGCAUAAAUUAUUUUACUCUUUUACAGUCCCCAUUGUCAACUCUCAGCUGCAGUGUUUCUAGAGAGUGCUGUGAAGAAUCAGUACCAAUGCCUUUAGUGAGAUAUUUUGGCAUAGAUCCAGACUCGGCAUGUCUAAACAAUGGGAUGUCUAACUCUUCUGCUGGAGAUCAAGCUAUACCGAAAAGUAACCUGAGUGGUGCCAAUUAUGAAACACAGCAGAUAAAUACAGUGGAUUUUGGAGUCGGAACCCCCCUAGCAGUUGCUAAUGAAUUGAAUGUCAAUGAUUGUAAUACUGAUGAAGGAAAUUCACCUGAGCUAGUAGUGAGACCUAAAAUAAGAAAACAAAAUACUGUAAAUGAAUUGGAGAGAGAGAAGUUUCUCUGUAAUGGUGAUGAAAAGGAAGGUGCUUCCUGGUGGAGAAGUGGAACUGCUGAAGUCCAGCAAGACUGUGUUGAGUGGAUGUGGAGAAAUAGUGAAGGAGAGAUGAGCUCUACUAUGCUGUUUGACUCGAGAGAGUAUGAAGGUCAUCAAAAGAGCACAGAAGUAGACCUGAGGGAAGAUGUAGCAGAUGAAGAUGAUGUGCUAAGUGAUAGUACUUUUUGGGAUAAGUUUGAAGACUCCAGCAGACGCCUCUCUCUGUUCCACAAAGAUGAGCACAGCUCAGAAUGCAGUGAUGGAGAAUGGUCUACAGCUAUGCUUGCAUGCUUUACUGCUAUGGAAAAAGCCCAGGCCUCAAGUGGUGAGAGCUGGGAGACUGUCCCAGGCGGGGAGGAAGAUGAGUUCCAAGUGCAGAGCAUCAGCAGUGACACAGAAGAGCAGAACGCAAACCUCUGUUUCCAAGGAGGGGAACAUAUAUCAUUGGAGGAAGGAGAGAUUCUUCCUUGGUUGCAAUACCGGCAAGAAGUGGAGAGUAGUAGUGAAGAUGAUCCAGUUACGGAUUUUGUGUGUCCUGGAUACCUUCUGCUGGAUGGAAAUAACAACCUUGAGGAUGACUCCAGUGUGAGUGAAGACUUGGAUGUGGAAUGGAGUGUGCUUGAUGAGUUUGAUGAUGGCAUAGGACUCUCUCAAGCUAUUCCUUGUGUGAAUCCUGGAUUUGUAACGUUUCUGACCCUAGAGGGACGUUUACAACAAGCUGUAGAGGAAGCUCUGGCACAUUUGGAGUCUCUUGGAUUUGAUGAACAGGCUCAACCACCAGCUGAUAAAGAAACCAUAGAUGGUCUGCCACAGAUUGUCGUCACAGAUGACCAUGAUGGUCAAGAGCAGUGUUGUACUAUCUGUUGCAGUGAAUAUGUGAAAGAUGAAAUCAUAACAGAGCUACCCUGUCAUCAUUUGUUUCACAAACCUUGUGUAACUCUCUGGUUACAGAAUUCGGGAACGUGCCCGGUUUGUCGUCAUGUGCUCACACCAGUGCCUCCUGAAGCUGCUGCUGCCACUGUUUCCGUUCUAUCUGAGCAUGGUUCUAUAACUUCUGUUGAUACUGCUACAGAAACUUCCAACUAGGGUCUAAAUUAAGUCUUUGCCACCAAAAUAUGAAAGCAAACUUUGCCUGUUUAAUUACAAUGUGAAAACAAUUAUGUUUAAAAUAUUACAUGUGAAAUACUAUUAUCUACUUUAGUUUAGAAAGAGGAUUGAAGACUUUCUAAGUUCACAAGAAUAGCUUAAGUUUUCCAAGUAUAAAUUGGAAGAAUGUGCAGCCUUUUUUUUAGCAGAAUGUUGCUGAUAACUAAUGUCUAAAGCUUCUGUUAUGAGAGGUUUUUUUUUUAAUAUAGUUAAUGUGUCACUUUUUUCAAGUUCUUGCAGCUGCAGUGUGGUUGCACAUUAUAUUACAGAUUAUAGGCAUACCUUUAAUAACUGAAUUUUUGUUAGUGCCCUGAGUGACUGAGAAGUUACGUAUUUGCAUCAAAUGUGAGGAUGUUCUGUGAUGCCAGCAGUGACAGAAUUUUUUUUUCAGUGGAAAAAAUUGCAUAAUGGCACUAUUUCUUUCCUCUUUAUUCUAUAAUAAAGUUUUUCUGAAUGUCAGAA